Anguilla rostrata (American eel) is the source of this 3904-nucleotide messenger RNA. It is a transcript of the gene ap1g2, whose product is annotated as adaptor related protein complex 1 subunit gamma 2. Lineage: Eukaryota; Metazoa; Chordata; Actinopteri; Anguilliformes; Anguillidae. Gene Ontology annotation, biological process: intracellular protein transport; Golgi to vacuole transport. Bases 236 to 2632 code for a protein of 798 amino acids. The record is from RefSeq and is a predicted model, not a curated record. Gene Ontology annotation, molecular function: clathrin-cargo adaptor activity. Gene Ontology annotation, cellular component: Golgi apparatus; AP-1 adaptor complex; membrane coat. The transcript is spliced from 22 exons.
CAGGUGUCAGAUACCGGAAGUAGUGUCCCGUGGUUUGUGUUCAAUCGGAACGGGUGAAUCUACACCUUGUGGUACUGUCAGUAGUUCACCUCUAACGUUAGGUGGCUACGCUAACGUUAGCUACAACAUCUCAGUGAUUUAGGUGACACCUCACAGUGUCGACCGCAAGCACAGAACGGUGCCUUCGAUUGUGUACAGAGACGUCGCUGGUUCACGUAACGUUUUAUUCCGAGACAUGUCUCCGUCGGUGCGGCUUCAGGAGAUGAUCCGGGUGAUCCGGAGUGCUCGGACUCAGGGUGAGGAGCGGGGGGUGAUCCAGCGGGAGUGCGCCGCCAUACGGGCGCAGUUCCGCCAGGCGGACAACGGGGGGCGCUCUCACAACCUGGCGAAGCUGCUCUACGUGCACAUGCUGGGCUACCCCGCCCACUUUGGACAGAUGGAGUGUGUGCGUCUGAUUGCCAGUCCGCGGUACAGCGAGAAGCGGGUGGGCUACCUGGGGGCCAUGUUGCUGCUGGACGAGAAACAGGACGCCAGCCUGCUGAUCACCAACUCCAUUAAAAAUGACCUGUCUCAUAGCAGUCAGUAUGUGCAGUCUCUGGCUCUGUGCACUCUGGCCUGCAUGGGCUCGGCUGAGAUGUGCAGAGACCUGGCUCCUGAGAUCGAAAGGCUCCUGCGAGCCUCCAACUCCUACAUCAAGAAGAAGGCAGCGUUGUGUGCGGUCCAUAUCGUGAGGAAGGUUCCAGAACUGGGCGAGCUCUUCACCCCAUCUGCUCGCUCUCUGCUGUCUGAGAAAAACCACGGAGUUCUGCAUGGAGCCGUGGUUCUCAUCACUGAGCUGUGUGAACGCAGCCCAGAGACACUGGUCCAGUUUCGCAAGGCAGUUCCAGAGCUGGUCCAGGUUAUGAAGGGUCUGGUGAUGUCUGGUUACUCCCCAGAACACAACGUUGCCGGGAUCAGUGACCCGUUCCUGCAGGUGCGCAUCCUGAGGUUGCUGAGGAUUCUGGGAAGAAACGACGACGUGGCGAGUGACGCGAUGAACGACCUUCUGGCGCAGGUGGCGACGAACACAGACAGCAGUAAGACUGCAGGCAGUGCCGUGCUGUACGAGACUGUGCUCACCAUCAUGGACAUCAAGUCUGAGAGCGGCCUGAGGGUCUUGGCUGUGAAUAUUCUGGGGAGAUUCCUGUUGAACAAUGACAGGAACAUUCGUUAUAUCUCCAUGACAUCGCUGCAGAAGAUUGUGCAGACGGACCACAAUGCAGUGCAGCGUCAUCGUGGGACUAUCGUGGACUGCAUGAAAGAUCAGGAUGCCUCAGUCAAACGGCGAGCAUUGGAGCUGUCUCUGGCUCUGGUCUCUGCCGUGAACAUCCGCUCCCUGAUGAAGGAGCUGCUCCUCUUCCUCUCCUGCUGCCCGCCUGAGCUCCGAUCCCACACCGCCUCUGGGAUCUUCAACGCCGCAGAGAGGUAUGCCCCAUCUCAGCGCUGGCACAUCGAUACCAUCCUGCAUGUUCUUACCACGGCAGGGGGCGAUGUGAGAGAUGAGACGGUGCCCAAUUUGAUCCAGCUCAUUACCACGGCAACAGAGCUGCACUGCUACACUGUACACAAACUGUACAGGGCACUGGUGACUGACAUCUCACAGCAGUCUCUGGUGCAGGUGGCCUGCUGGUGUAUUGGGGAGUAUGGAGACCUCCUGCUGGAAGGAGAGUGUGAGGAGACAGAACCUGUACAGGUUACAGAGGAUGAUGUUCUGGACGCCUUGGAGACGGUGCUACAGUCUCACAUGUCCGCCCCGGCGACCAGAGGUUUCGCUCUCACGGCAACCAUGAAGCUGAGCACCCGAAUCACGCAGAACGUGGAUCGUAUCAGGAGCAUUGUCAGCAUCUAUGGCAGCUGCAUUGACGUGGAGCUCCAGCAGAGGGCAGUAGAGUACAACGCGCUCUUCAGGAAGUACGACCACAUGAGGGCUGCCGUGCUGGAGAGGAUGCCCGUGAUUGACAAGAACUCCCCGGGACACACCAACGGGGAGAUGGUGGCGGGAGGAACCCUGAAAGGGCUGGAGCAAACCAAAAACAAGCAGGAGGAGGGGACAGAGGCUCCACAACCUGCAGCCCAGGUGUGUGACCUGUUGGACCUGUUGGGGGGGUCUGAUGAGCCUCUGCAGCCCCGCCUGGCUGCCCCCGCCCCUCCGGGCCUCGGCGCUGUGAGCAGCAGUGUUGGGGGGGACCUGCUGGACCUGCUGGGGGGUCUGGAUCCGGCCCCAGUGUGUGCAUCUGCAGCGCCCGGUGUGAAGGUGUACGAGAAGAACGGAGUGACUCUGACUCUGCAGUGUGACAGACAGACGGACACCAGCGUCACCGUCACCCUCGUCGCCUCUAACUCCUCCCACUGUGACAUCACACACUUCACGCUGCAGGCGGCGGUGCCCAAGAGCGUGCAGCUGCAAAUGAAAGCUCCAAGCGGUGAUGUCAUACCCGCUGAUGGACUGGGUCAGGUGACCCAGACUGUCCUUCUCAACAACCCCAACAAGGUGAGUCUGCGAAUGCGGGUUCGAGUCUCAUUCUCUGCCCAGGGCUCCACCUUUCAGGACACCGUGCAGAUCGACUCCUUCCCCGCUGCGGCCUGUGAGUGACAGCUGUCAGCCAACCCACCCGCCCUCGCUGGUGAGGAGGUGGAUUCUGCCCGUCGACCAAUGAAAUCAUUCCGCCGUCCGGACCUGGACUGACUAGCCCCCCGUGACCCCGAACUCUGCAGACACGCCAGGCCGGCUCCUGCUCCAAAAUGGACGCUUGUCAAUAAUGUGCGACAGCUGUCUGUCAGUGACACGGACGCAUGCCACUGAACCACCUGGCCCCAUCAAUCACGUCCAACAGGAAGUGAGCUUUUCACAGCAGCCGGCCAAUCCAGGCACCCAGUAUUCCAGUCCCCUCCCCUCCCCCCUUCCUCUUCUCUUAUCAUUGGCCAGCUCAGCCGUCAGUCAUCGUUGAACAGUUGAACUGCUCUGAAAAAACUGAACCCGAUUGGGGGACAGUGUCGUUUCUUGUGUGAGAACUGUUCAGGAGAGGGCGGGUCUUCUCAGAACUUCGGCCUCCCCCACGCGUCACGUCCGUGCGAAACGGCUUUGUCACCUGAGACGGGACCGGUGGGUCCCUUUUGGUCAGCGAGCCACAGGAUUAACACCAACACUUUCUCCUGUUCUCACACUCUCCCCCCCCCCCAACCCCCCACAACAGUGUUCUUAUCUCCUUUUCCCCCCAUUGAACUACAAAGCAGGCAUCAGUCCCUUCCCUCAGAGGUAUAAAAGUGGUUCUGUUAGCAUCUACAUGGGUUCAGACCCAGGAGAAUCAAUACAGAAAAUGUCAUGCCCAGCGUAGGCACAAAGCUAAUGGUGUUUGCGCCAGUACGCCGGGAAGACGUGCUUCCCUGGAGAAUGUUUUUAAAUUGGGAGGGGUGCAAUGUUCAACCUUACCCACAUUAUUUUACCUGAAUGUACCUCCGAGAGAACACAGCAAGGACUCUUACGCUAGGGUUGGGUAACGUUUAGAUUUUUUCAAUUCCGGUUACCAUUCCCAUUCUGCUUAUCGAAUCCUGUUAUUAUCGAAUCCUGGCUUCCGAUUCUUGUGAUAUUGUUCCAGUGCGAAAAAGAAAUCCGAAUGUGUCUGUACGCAAAACCAUCUUUAUUUUCUGCAGAUUUAGGCUGCCAUAAAAAGUCAAUUGUCAUUUUGGUAAAAGAGUGGUCUCGGCAGUUGAUUAAAAUUCUUUGCAUUUCACUCAUUCACUUUAUCGAAACCUGAAACAUUUUCAGGUUUCGAUAAACGGAUUCGAUAAACGAAUUCCAGGUUCUUGGAAAAUCAGAACCGGCUCUCGACACCAAACCCUACUCUCCGCUAACUUUUUUUUUCCC